UCACUCGGUCCAGCACUCAGCAGCAUCAUGGCACCUAUCGGAUUAAAGGCGGUGGUCGGCGAAAAGAUUAUGAAUGAUGUAAUCAAGAAGGUGAAGAAGAAGGGAGAAUGGAAGGCGCUGAUUGUGGACCAGCUGAGCAUGAGAAUGUUGUCAUCCUGCUGCAAGAUGACAGACAUCAUGACAGAGGGCAUUACCAUUGUGGAGGACAUCAACAAGCGACGAGAGCCUCUUCCCAGCCUGGAGGCCAUUUACCUGAUUACACCCACAGAGAAGUCUGUCCACUCCCUCAUCGCAGACUUCAAAGACCCUCAUUCAGCUAAAUACAAGGCUGCCCAUGUCUUCUUCACUGACUCCUGCCCUGAUCCUCUGUUCAACGAGCUGGUGAAGAGCCGCGCUUCCAAAACCAUAAAGACUCUGACGGAGAUCAACAUCGCAUUCUUGCCCUACGAGUCUCAGGUGUACUCUCUGGACAAUCCAGAUGCCUUCCACAGUUUCUACAGCCCCCAUAAGACCCAGCUGAAGAACCCGGUGAUGGAGAGGCUGGCUGAGCAGCUGGCCACGCUCUGUGCCACCCUGAAGGAGUACCCUGCUGUCAGAUACCGAGGGGAGUACAAGGACAAUGCCACCCUGGCCCAGCUGGUUCAAGACAAGCUGGACGCCUACAAGGCUGAUGACCCCACCAUGGGAGAGGGUCCAGAUAAAGCUCGCUCGCAGCUGAUCAUCCUGGACAGGGCAUUUGACCCCGUCUCACCUGUCCUGCAUGAGCUCACCUUCCAGGCCAUGGGCUACGACCUGCUGCCCAUCGAAAACGACGUCUACAAGUAUGAGACCAGUGGCAUUGGAGACUCUCGUGAGAAGGAGGUGCUGCUGCAUGAGGACGAUGACCUGUGGGUGAGCCUGAGACACAAACACAUAGCUGAGGUGUCCCAGGAGGUGACACGCCAGCUGAAGGAGUUUUCUUCCAGCAAGAGGAUGAACACUGGAGAGAAGACUACAAUGAGGGAUCUGUCCCAGAUGCUGAAGAAGAUGCCUCAGUACCAGAAGGAGCUCAGCAAGUACUCCACUCACCUGCAGCUGGCUGAGGACUGUAUGAAGCAUUACCAGGGAACAGUGGACAAGCUGUGCCGUGUGGAACAGGAUUUGGCUAUGGGAACAGACGCUGAGGGAGAGAAGAUCAAAGACCCCAUGAGGGCUAUUGUGCCCAUCCUGCUGGACGCCAACGUCAGCACGUAUGACAAGAUCCGCAUCAUCCUGCUUUAUAUUUUCCUCAAGAACGGCAUUACGGAGGAGAAUCUGAACAAGCUGAUCCAGCAUGCUCAGAUCCCCCCUGAGGACAGUGAGAUCAUCACCAACAUGGCUCACCUGGGCGUCCCCAUCAUCACAGAUUCCACCCUCCGCCGAGGAAAGAAGUUGGACAGGAAGGAGCGCGUGAGCGAGCAGACCUAUCAGCUGUCCCGCUGGACACCACUGGUCAAAGACAUCAUGGAGGAUGCUAUUGAUGACAAGCUGGACACCAAGCACUACCCGUACAUCUCCACCCGCUCCUCUGCCUCCUUCAGCACCACUGCAGUCAGUGCUCGGUACGGCCACUGGCACAAGAAUAAGACACCUGGAGAGUACCGCACCGGUCCACGUGUCAUGGUCUUCAUCAUUGGCGGCGUGUCCUUCAGUGAGAUGCGCUGCGCCUAUGAGGUCACACAGGCCAAUGGGAAAUGGGAAGCCAUCAUUGGUUCCACCCACAUGCUCACCCCCACCAAAUUCUUAUCGGACCUGCAGCACCCCGACUUCCGAGAGUCCACUAGGGUGUCCUUUGAGGACGCAGACACCUCAGCCGAGUGAGGCAGAGACAGAUUGGGAGGGAGGGAGAGAGAAAUCACACUGAAAAAAGAUCGACCCACAUCUUCACCCCCACCAGCCUGCUGGAGCAGCUCAAGGCCAUGAACAAACCAGACGAGGAAGUGACAAGCUAAAAUCCUCCAAUCACAUCUCUCUCCCCCUAAACCUUAACCCACACCCCCCACUCCCCCCUUCUCUACCCCCCCCCCCCCCCCCCCCCAAACCCUAUCCAUUAAUUGUGUAUGCAUCUUGCUUGAAAAGGAAAAAAAAGACAUCUUAGAUGAUUAAAAAAAAAUAUAUGUUGUAUCAAAGAAUAAAAUUGUUGCAAGUAUUCUCAAGUUUUACAAUGGAUGCAACUACAUAAACUUAUUUAAAAAGGUUUAAAUAUCAGAACAGAAGGCCAUUUAAAACCGAAAGUACCAAAAUGUAAUAUUGUAUGCUAUGAAACCUGCUAGAAUGUGUAAAAGGUAGACAUUUUCUCUCGUUUGUUCCUUUGGAUUCCCUCCUUGGUGUGAGUUUUACUGGAAGCAGGUGGAGGAGGGAUGUGCAGUUUGAGAGGUUGAUGUUGUAAAAUAUAUCAGUCAACACGCAAUAUAUAAAUAUAUAUAAAUAUAUAUAUAUUUCAUCAGAGAGGAGUCGCUCCUGCCCAUUUGAUGAUGUGCAUAUAUUCAGUAGCAUGCUUGGACUUGUGUGAACUGUUUAAUGUGUUUGUAUCCAGUGUGGAUGUUCUGGGAGCUGCAGAGUUAGCGUUUAGCUUUUUCCAAAGAUGCUGAGCUUGAAUACUCCACCGAAAGCCUUUGUUUUGAGUGUUUAACAACGUUUCACUGAAACCUUUCAAACCAGUCCUGGAGCAUUACCCAUUACUCAUGGGUUCAUCUGUAAAUAGGUGCCGGUUUAUUAGGUACACCUCACGCACUCUACUCAAUGUGUUUUUCAUAUUAAGUGUGCUAUGCCUGAUAUAAGUGUGACGCAUAGUGUGUUAAACGCUCCUCAAGUGGUCACUACUUUCCCCUUUUAAUUAUAUAACUCAUUAAAAAAAAAAAAAAAACAACAAUUUAGAAAGAUUUAA
This is a messenger RNA of Toxotes jaculatrix (banded archerfish), 2905 nucleotides long. It is a transcript of the gene stxbp1a, whose product is annotated as syntaxin binding protein 1a. Gene Ontology annotation, biological process: neurotransmitter secretion; vesicle-mediated transport; intracellular protein transport. Gene Ontology annotation, molecular function: syntaxin binding. The record is from RefSeq and is a predicted model, not a curated record. Lineage: Eukaryota; Metazoa; Chordata; Actinopteri; Toxotidae. The transcript is spliced from 20 exons. Gene Ontology annotation, cellular component: secretory granule; plasma membrane. Bases 28 to 1839 code for a protein of 603 amino acids.